AAAUAUAUAUUGUUCAAAGAUAUUAAAAAAUUAUUUAAUUAGUUAAGAAAGCAAAAUUAGUAGACUAAUAAAUUAUAAAAUCAAGAUAAAGCAAUAUUUAUUUUACAUAAAUGGAUCAGCAAUAGAUUUAUAAGUUAUUUUUGUAUUCCAAUCUUUUGAAGAUGGAUAUACAAUCACCCAUUUAUAAGCAAGAUGUUUAGAUAACUCCUGAAAAAUUUGCUUCUAGUUCAGAUAGAGAAGCUGUAUUCUUGGGAGUGCGCAAAAUAUUACAUAUCUCUCAUGAUAUGGACAAUUGUAUUUUUUUAAAGAAAAACAAUAUUCACCUUAGUGAAGAAGUUUAAGAGAAUCCAUAAGCACAAUGGGUUUGCUAUAGCAGUAAAUAAAUGUACUAAGGUUAGGAUAGUAUGAGUGUUUUAGGAUACUAGGUUAGUAUUAAAUAGAUUUAACAAAAUGGUAGUCCUGCAUUUAUAACUACCAACAAAGAGAGAUAGCUUGUUUUAAAUUAUAUUGCAAGAGAAAUUUUUUCAAAACUAAAUUAUCAUUAAUACUAAAAAGGGUUUUUCAAUCCUAUUGACCCCCCUAAUGCUGCCCUUAGUAAAGAUAAAACUGUUGUUUAUCAAACUUACUCAUGGAAUGGGCUAAGACCUAAGGCAAUUGAAUUUAGAGGUAAAGUUUAUCUGGAAAUUGAAACCACUCCUGUGCGCUUCUUGCGUAUGAAUUUGUUCUAAAUUAUUAACAAACUUGAAGAUAAAAAAAUUCCAAGAGAAGAAAUAAGCAAUUUUUUGGUAGGACGCACUGUUAAGACAUCUUAUUUCUCCACUAAUCUAUAUUAUGAAAUUUUAGAAAUAGAUUUUAAUAUGACUCCUGACAGUAAAUUUGUCGUAAAAUAAAACUAAAUUUAAGAUGAAGGAGAUAUGAUUGCAGAAAAAGGUGAUGAAGAACUCUCUUAUUAUUCUUAUGUUAAGAACAAAUAUAGAAUUAACAUUAGAGACAGAGUUUAGCCAAUGAUUAGAGUUCGCCCUCUUCACAAAGGCUUUAAAUCCGAAUUUCAUAGUAGUUAAGAUUAGCAAAUGUACCUCAUUCCAAGUCUUUGCAAUCUUUUUGGAUAGAUUUCUCAAAAAGGUUUUAUUGACGAUAAUGUUGGAACAGAAUUCUACUUUGAACCUUAUGAUGUAUAUGAUUAUACUAAUUAAAUUACUAGAUUUUUAAAAAAUAGCUCUGAAGCUUAAAGUUUGCUAAAUGGAUGGUAAAUUAAAAUAGGAGAAGAGUUCGAACAGAUUGGUUUUAACUACCUCAAAUUAUCUCCUUUAUAACUCAAAGUUAAUAAUGUCAAUGAGUCUUUUUCUCCUAACGACUUAUGCUGUAAGCGUUUAUGUAACGAAUUCGAUGGAUAUUAUAAAUAGCUAUUCUGUUCUGAUGGAGCUUUCACUAAAUUCACUGAAGUUAAUAGAUGGGUUAUUUUUGUCCACUCUAGCGAUUCACCAUUAGUUGAAGCUCUGGUCUCUUCGAUCUCUCAGUUUAAGCUAUACUACAAUUACCCUAUUUCAGAACCAAAAUAUUAUAAGAUAGAUGAUUUAAAUAUUGAAACAUGGACAAGCACCUUUAAUACUGCCUUAUCUGAGAGUCCUACUACAUUUGCAUUGAUUAUUAUGAACAGUGAAUUAGAGCACUAUCACUUUUAUAAAACUUGUAAGCAAGCAAUUACAGUGGAUAAAGGCAUUUGCUGUUCACUUAUUAAGGCUUCUACUCUCUAGCAAUAUGUUCCUACUUAAUAAUAUCCAUAAAUACCCCCAGGAAACUCGAUUGAAGCUUUUGCAAGCCGUUUCUUAUCAUAAAUGCAAGCUAAGCUUGGUGAGUCACCUUGGCUUAUGUAGGAAUUACCAUACAAUUAAAAUCCUUGCACAAUGAUAGGGUUUAGUGUAUUACGCCAACGUAAUGCUAGAAAAAUUAUAGUAGCAGGAGCUGCUUCUAUUAAUAAAUAGUAUAGCAAAUAUCUCCCUGAUUAUAGAGUUAUUAGUGAAGUUUCAACUAAAAUCAAGGAAGAUGGUACUUUAGAGAUAGUAGAGCUUUCAGAACAAGAAAUAAACAAUUCAAUAACUAAUAGCAUGAAAGAUAUUCUUCAAGGAUUUUUAAGUUAGUUUGCAACAACUCACAAAAUAAAUCCAACCUGGGUUAUUAUUAUUCGUGACGGUAUAUUUAUUUAAAAUGCACAAAAUGAAAAAGAUGCUAUAUUCUCUAUGAUGAGCACUCGCCGUUCCUAAAGUGAAAACAAAUCAUUCCACCUUUUGUUUGCAACAUCUCGUUAUCAAACUAGCUUCCGUACUUAUAAUUUCUAUGGAUCAUCAGAACUUAAUGCUAACACAUAAAACGUAUCUUCUCCAGGAACAGGUGCUAUAGUUGAAAAGUAGUUGAACAAGCGCGAAUUUUAUCUUUAUACAUAAAAAAUAGUUAAAAACUGUCCAUUUUCUGUGCUAUACAAUGUAUUACAUAUAGAUAAAUUUAUUGGAUUAGACGAGCAUUCUUUGUUAGCUGAUUUCUAAGACUUGGUAUAUAACACUUAUGUGCUAAAUUAUACAUACCACACAAAGACAACUUCACCAGCUUGUGUACAAAAUGCUUAUAAAUUAGCAGAAUUUGUUAAAAUGUUUGUAACACCUGCAGGGUCUUAAUAAAAUACAAUAGAUCUAUCAAACUUGAGAGUGCUGUGCUCAAAUUAUAAGCUCUUCUUCAUUUGAUUAAUUUUUAAAAAAUAUAAAACCUUACUAAAUAAAUAAAUACAUAGUUAAUAAUUAGCGAAUUU
Molecule: messenger RNA, 2800 nt
Organism: Tetrahymena thermophila SB210
Lineage: Eukaryota; Ciliophora; Oligohymenophorea; Hymenostomatida; Tetrahymenidae
Product: piwi domain protein
Exons: 1
Biological process (GO): regulatory ncRNA-mediated gene silencing
Cellular component (GO): P granule
Molecular function (GO): piRNA binding; protein binding
Source: RefSeq, a predicted model, not a curated record